AUGACGAAACCAAUAGAUUUAGAAUUAAAGAAGGCUUUUUUAGAAUUGCAAGUGAAAAUGGUCGAGACAAGCAAAAAAAUCCAAAUGAUUGAUGUCCAAAUAGGCGUAAUGAAGAGAGUUUUACAUCACGCAGAUGUUACUCAACAAGAAAUAAGUUACUUACCACCUGAAACAAAAACUUACGAGUCUGUAGGGAGAAUGUUCCUUUUAACUGAUUUGAAAGAAAUAAAACAGAACCUUGAGAAAAGAAUAUCAGUAUUGUCGGUUCGUACAGACGAAUUAGUAGAAAAUAAACAGUUUUUAGAAAUGAAUCUCCAAGAAAGUGAAGACAACAUUAGGGAGAUGGUGCAACAAAAGAAGGAACAGGGUGAUUAA
Messenger RNA from Danaus chrysippus (African queen), 375 nucleotides. The record is from the annotation of a GenBank genome assembly. NCBI's taxonomy places the organism in Eukaryota, Metazoa, Arthropoda, Insecta, Lepidoptera, Nymphalidae.